CUCCCAGCUCCACCAGCACUAAAAGGGCUCCCAGCACCACUAGCACUACCAGCGCUCCCAGCACCGCCGCGGCCGUCACCCCCGUGGAGCCCCCCAGGUCGCCACCGGCGCCCGUGUGCGAGGGCUGGGGCUGCGCGCUCCUGCUCGUGCUCGCGUGCGCGCUCGUGUGCGUGGGCGCGGCCCUGUGCGCGCGGACGCGCGCGCCGGCCUCGGCCGUCUGCUGCUUUAUUGGCUAUGCCCCCGGCGCGGUGGCCCAGCCCGCCCCGCACCCCCAGACCAGUACCAACGGUGACGUCGAACUGCUGCCUAUAUCUAAGCCGCCGGUCGAGCGAGAUGCCUUCGAUAUGCCACUGCAUUCAAGGAAUGUUUUUGAUUUAAAGACUGAUACUUUCGUAUCACAAAGAACGCUGGAUUCUUGAUUUUAGAAAUAAAAAGCAUUUUGCACUUGACUCAAGAGCAAUUUCCCUUGUUCUGAGAGAAACCCGCUCGAUUCAAGUACCAAAUGCACUUUGAAAAUGUACUAUAAAAGUGACAGUAAGUGCCCCAAAAAAUAAAAGCGCGCAACUUCUGUAUAUGUUUCUGUGUUCUUUUGACUAUCGCCUUUACCAGCCAGGAACACUGGGGGCGGUGUUAUCAGUGUCCUGGAGGACACAUGCGGCUGCAGCAAGGCAUGAGUCAGUCACUCGCGAGCAGCCGGGUGAGGUCCACGCCGACGAGUACAGCCCUAGGAUGCUGGCCGCCACGAUGAUCGUGGUUCUGCUGCCGCUCGCCGCCUCCUGCCCGUGCCCGGCCCAGGACCCGGCCGCCGAGGUGUGCGGCUCGGACCAGCGCACCUACCGCAGCCAGUGCGACCUGCGCUGCUCCACCCCCGGACUGUCCCUGUUGCACCCCGGGCCAUGCUUCCCCGUGAGUACCGGCGCGCCGGGCCGCCUGGAGCACGACAACGCCGCCCAGCUGACCAGCGGGCUCGGACACCAGCGGCCGCGGCGCUCGGCCACCGACCAGCGGCGGGAGUGGGCCGAGUGCGAGAGGGAUCAGUGCCACAACGCGACCGGCUGCGGCUGCCGGCCGGGCGACGACAGCUGCGCGCACAUGUGCCGCUGGGGCUGCGAGUGCGGCUGCGGCGGGUACCCGCCGGGCGGCACGGACUACGGCCCGUGGCGCGCGUGCUACGACGGCGAGAGGCAGUGCGGCGACAAGUACCUGGCGUGCGACGCGGGCUGCUGGGGGCGGCGCGAGUGCGAGGACGCGUGCCACCUGGACUACAACCGGUGCCACUGCGAGUGCGUGCAGCGCGCGCACGCCGCCACCGAGCAGAGGCGGAAGUGGGCCCAGUGCGAGGCCGAGCGCCAGUGCGGCUCUGCGACCUGCGGCGAGUGCAGGGGCGACAGGAGCUGUGCGUCGAUGUGCCGGUGGAACUGCGAGUGCUCCUGCGCCGGGUACCCGCGCGGCGGCGCGGACUGGGGCCUGUUCCAGAAGUGCUUCGCGCGCAGGGGGUGUUCGCGUACGCAGACGGCGUGUGUCGCGGGCUGCGGGGGCCAGGGGUGCAAGGACGCGUGCUACCUGGCCUUCAAGAAGUGCGACUGCGAGUGCAUGCUCGAGGCCGGCAACAGCACCACCAGCAGUCCCCGCACAACCAAGCAGGCUGCCGGCGCGACAAGCACUCUCCGCACAACCCCCACAACCAGCACAACAAGCACUCCUCGCUCAAUCGUCACAACCAGCACACUCCCCACAACCAGCACACUCCCAACAACCAGAACAAUCUUCACAACAAGCACUCUCAGCACAACCAUCAUACCCCGCACAACCAGCGUACCCCGCACAACCAGCAUUCCCAGCACAACCCUCACGACCAGCACUCCUCAAACAACCGGCACUCCUCGCACAAGCAGCGCUACCCGCACAACCAGCACUCCCCGCACAACCAGCACCCCCGGCACCAGGCUCCUCCCUCUCACGACACCCGCCGCCGCGACGCGUGCGCCGGCGUGCGCGGGCUGGGGCUGCGCGCUCGUGGUCCUGCUCGUGUGCGCGGGCGCCGGCGCGGGCGUGUCGGCGUGCGUGUGGGCGCGCGCGCGCACUCGGGCCGUCUCGUACUACCCAAGGCUCGACACCAGCAUGACGGUGCUGCACAGGGUGCCAGGGUCACCCGAAACGCACAUCGAGGCGGAGGAGGCGAGCGCCCACCGGCGGCGGACUCACGGCGACGUCGAGCUGGCGUCUGUCGACGAGCCACCGCCCUAGAGAUGUGCUCAUCGUCGAGUAGGCGGUACGAUAUGUUCUCGAAUCAAAAUUACAAGUUGGCCAUUUUUUAGCAAUGCUAAAUA
Messenger RNA from Frankliniella occidentalis (western flower thrips), 2330 nucleotides. RefSeq lists its product as uncharacterized. The coding region runs from base 574 to 2247 and encodes 557 amino acids. Gene Ontology annotation, molecular function: protein binding. The transcript has 5 exons. NCBI's taxonomy places the organism in Eukaryota, Metazoa, Arthropoda, Insecta, Thysanoptera, Thripidae. The record is from RefSeq and is a predicted model, not a curated record.